AUGGACGAGGAUACCCCAAUAAAAUCACGCUCGAAGCGCAACGAUGACGCCCAUUCCUCCCCAUCGACCCCGACCCGGGCGACGACCCCGGCUGACGACACCAUCCACGUCGACGAGGACCACGUCGCCGUCGACGAGAAGCCCAGCCGCACAAAUGGCACGAAGACCAAGGUGAAGAAGGAAGUCAAUGACCGCGAGGAAGAGGAAAUUGCCAACGACGAGGCGGCAGCCGGAGCGGCGGAUAGCGAUGAGUCGCGACCCAAGUAUCGCUCGUGGAAGAAGAAGUGGCGGAAGCUGAGGGUGACGUUUGAUCACAAGAUGCAAGAGGCCGAGGUUUUGUGGUUGAGGGAGCAGAAGGCGAAGGCGACCAUCAAGAGGAUUGCUAUCGAGAAUGAUCGUCUCCUCGAUCUCCUCACAGACAUAAACGAGUGUCCUCAGGUACCCUUUGAGAAGCGCUUCGCCGGCGCCUCCCUAUCCUACGACGCCCCCGAACCCUCCAGCCUCCUUAAAACUCUCGAGUCCCUCGAAUCUGAAGUCCCUCACCUUUCCUUUGAGCAAGCGAAGGAGGCCUUCCCUGAUGCUCUGCAGGACAUCACCCCCGCUCCCGGCGAGGACGAGCCCGCCCCUUUCCUAACGGUCGACGAGAUCGAAAACUACGUCCACGAGAUCGACCUCCGCCUAGACCUCCCCAAGCUCAAGACCCUCGCCCCUGCAGCCAAGGAGGGCGCGGCUCCUGCCUUCUCCACCCUCUCCUCUUCCUCCACCCGCGACUUCUUGAUCAACGAGUCUGCCGCCCCCGCCCACGACGACGACGACCACCCGGCUGCCGGCUCGGCUAGCGCUCGAAAGAAGGGCGCCAAGGGCGACCGAUCCUCCAAGACAGCCAAGGCUAAGCGCCAAAGCAAGGUCGCUGACCGCGACCGCGACCGGUCCUCCCACCGCGGCGACCAGGCUGCCGACGUGUCCAUGGGCGAGGACGACGAGUAUGCCACCCCUGCUGCCGCCAAAAAGCGGAAGCGAGGCGGUGAUGAUGACGGCGGGUACCGGCCCAAGGGCGGCUCGAGCAGCCGCCCGGCCAAGAAGAAGCGCAAGAGCGACGUCGAGGGCACGCCGUUGGCCAAUAAGAAGAGAAAGUCUGUGCCUGUCGAAGAGUAA
Parascedosporium putredinis is the source of this 1155-nucleotide messenger RNA. The record is from the annotation of a GenBank genome assembly. NCBI's taxonomy places the organism in Eukaryota, Fungi, Ascomycota, Sordariomycetes, Microascales, Microascaceae.